UCCCUUCACCCCCUUCUUCCAGCCCCCGCCCCUCCCUACUCUCUCCCCUGCGCCAUUCCAGCCCCUCCCCAGUUCUCCUUCCGCCUCAGUCCCUUGCUUCCCUUCCCCCUCCUCUCCUCAGCCUCGCCCACUCUGCCGUUCCGCCCACCCUAAGUCCUCCGCUCUCUCCCCCGUACCUUCCCCCUCCCCUCAACGCUGUCUGACCCUUUAGGGACCCCGUAGCUCACUUCCGGUAGUGAGAUCCCUGAGCGGAAAUGACGUUGACGGAGCCGCGGGAUUCAAACUCCCGGAAGCGGAGGUGUGGUUUUGUGGAGGGGGAUUUAUAGCGGUGUUGUUGCCGCUGCUGCCCAGAACACUUGGAGGAUGACAUCAAAGGCCACCAAAGAUAUAAUUAUUGGCAAGUGGGGAUUCAAAUCUAGUAACUCCAAAUCUGAGACUGAGUUGGAGAAGUAUAAAAGAGAGAAUGCAGCCCUCAAAAAGUCAAUGGAGGAAAUCAUUAAAGGGAAAAGCAAAAUGACAGAUACAGAAAGGAAUAGACUUUUAGAGAAAAUACUUGCCCUUGAAACUGAAAAGGAAAAAUAUAUCUGUCGAUUUGGGGAGAAGGAAAAAGAAAUCCAAAGCCUACAAGACAAGCUUAAAACCAGAAAUAAAAGUAGUGAUGUCACUUCACUACUUGGACAACUUGAAGAGAAAACAAAGGAAGCGGAGAGGAGAGAACUACUACUUAAUUCCCUGUCAGAAGAGAUGGACCGUUUGAAGCAUAAUUUAUCUACAGUUACUGCAAGAUGCUCUGAACUUGAAAACCGAGCCAGCACCUUCCAGUUGUCCCAGAAAGCUGUAAUGAACUGCACGGCAUCACCAAGUAAUCUUAAUGAAGUUGAAAAACAAUUGAAAGAUGCUCUGGAGAAAAACCAGCAGUGGCUGUUAUAUGACCAGCAGCGAGAGGCAUAUGUCAUGGGACUGUUGGCAAGGAUCUUUGAACUUGAGCAGCAGUUAGAAACAGUUAACCAACAGCAGGCAAAAGAGGCCACUGCAGAAGGUUACCUUCAAGAAGAAAAACAAAAAUAUUAUGAUCAGCUUUUACUGACUGCCAAGAAUGAUCUUGACACUGAAAGACAAACUAUAACCCAGCUGAGAUCUGAACUUAAUGAAUUCAAAAAGAAAUAUGAAGAAACAAAACGAGAAGUAAUCAGUUUAAAUAGCUUAUUGCAGUCACAAAGCAAUGUUGCUACACAGACUCUAGAAGAUGAAAAUAAAAUCAAAGGAGAUAAAAUACAGAGGUUAAAGGAAGAGAAUGAAACUACCAGAGAAAAGCUCAAAGAAGAAAAGAAGAAGACUGAAGAUCUCUUAUCUCAGGUCCAAUUUCUUCAUAAAUCUUUGUUAAAACAACAACAAGAACACACCAGGAUAGCUUUGUUGGAACAACAGAUCCAAAUGUGUACUGCAGAUUUUGAGAAUGAAAAGCUUGAUCGCCAGAACUUGCAGCAUCAGUUGAAUAAAGUUCUUAGGGAGCUACGCAAGGCAAGGGAGCAAAUAACACGACUGGAGCCCUUGAAACUCCAAGAAUUUGGACAUACAGAGCCAUCAAACGGUUUGCAAGCAGCAUUUGAAGAUAUGUUGACAAUAAAAGACAAAAAUCCCUCACUGAAACGUUCAAAUCUACUUGAUGAAAGCUUCCUUGAGUGUCCCAAAUGUAAAGUACAGUAUCCAACAAGCCAGCAUAGAGAGUUACUAGCUCAUAUUGAUUUCUGUGCAGAUUAAGCUCCAAAUGGAAUUGCAUAUGUAUACUGCAUUUUAAAUGCAGCCAGGAUUUUAUCCUACAAAAGGAAAAAAUGGCUUUUUAACUCCUUUUCUUUUUUUAAGGUUGUAUAAAAGACUAGCACAUUAGUUUCAUAUUCCAAUUUAACAAGAAUGGAAAAUUAUUGUAAUUUAUUUGGCUUUGUAUAAAUAUUUCACUCAGCAUUUUUGUGAAAAGGUAUCUGGAACCACAAGUUCAGUGAAUGAGAAUUUAUCAGAAAUAGGAAUAUUUUAAAAUGGUAAACUACUGACUUUGUUUUUGCACUAUUAAAGCUAUGUAUUGGGGCCAGUAGAAAUAACAGCUAACUCCCAUAAAGGGUCUUCCUCUGUUUCCCAUACCCAGCUACCUUGCUCCACAUAAACAGGCCUCAAAAUGAAGAGUGACAUACUUCUAGAGCCUCAUAGCUAGAACCACCAUAAUUGAGAAUAGCUAUAUAAAUUUGGUUUUGGCUCUAAUACAAUAAUUGCAUUCCACUAGAGAAUAGGUUCAACAUCUUGAUACCAUAAACUGUUUUGCAAGAGGAGUUAAGAUGUUUUUCCUACUGAUGGGUGGUGUUUUCAAUGUGUGUCUUACUCAGCACUCGCUCCCUUGUAUCAAACAAUCUGGCGUGAGCUAAGGCUGUUGUGGAAAUGGUGGUCAGUGAGCAAACUCUUCUCAAACCAAUAUUAAAUGUGGAAAACAAAUUUCUUCCCAGCAAAUAUUAGUCUACUGAAAAAUUGGAAGCCCCAGUUUCAGAGAGCAACCAGGCACCUUUUUAGAAGCUGAAAUGUCAGUUUAUUAUGUUGAAGCACACUCCUGUUUGCACUUCUAUAUCCUACUUCUUAAAGUUGGGAAAUGUAACUUACCAGAAACCCUGUUUUACUUCUCUGGGGAUUUUAAGAGUCCCUAUUUUGCAAAUGGAAUAUUAAUAAAAUGCAGUUGGGUUUCUCAUUCUGAAGUCACUGUACUUAUUUUAUUUUUUUAAAUAAUAAGGAAAACUAAUAAAGGCUUGCACACUGGUAGCGCACAUUA
Messenger RNA from Mauremys mutica (yellowpond turtle), 2809 nucleotides. RefSeq names its product centrosomal protein 55 (gene CEP55). The record is from RefSeq and is a predicted model, not a curated record. The transcript has 9 exons. The coding region runs from base 364 to 1761 and encodes 465 amino acids. Gene Ontology annotation, biological process: regulation of phosphatidylinositol 3-kinase/protein kinase B signal transduction; mitotic cytokinesis. NCBI's taxonomy places the organism in Eukaryota, Metazoa, Chordata, Testudines, Geoemydidae.